Messenger RNA from Peronospora farinosa, 522 nucleotides. Lineage: Eukaryota; Oomycota; Peronosporomycetes; Peronosporales; Peronosporaceae. The record is from the annotation of a GenBank genome assembly.
AUGCGUUUCAACAUUUUGGUUGCGCCUGUUGUGGCCGCGUUUGUUGCGAGUUGUAGCUGUUUUGUCAGUGCGGAAGUUGCUGCUCUCGAUGGCUACACCCACGACGGCAAGGAAGUGGUUCGUCGUCUUCGAGAAGAUAGAGACGUUCAAGAGGAGAGAUUGCUACCUGGGUUCAAUUUUUUGAAUGAAUUAAUUUCUAAAAUGAAACCUCGUUGGGUCUCUAGAUCUGGUUAUACUCCAGAGGCUGCAGCAUUAUAUGCUAAAUUUCACAAAGGUAAAAAAUUGAAAGACUUUUUGAAGACCGAAAAAUUAAAGAGACUUCAGAAAGAGGGAGAGAUUAAAAAGAAAUUUCCUACAUCUAAAAUGUUAAUGGACGCAGAGGACGAGACGGCGCCUUUGCUCCCACUGCACUCGACGAAAGAAGUUGUUCGACAACUCAUCGAGUCUUUCAGAAAAUUGGCGAACAAUCGCGCAACUAUUGUGUUUGUCAGUACCACGAUUGCCCCACCAAGUGAUAGUUGA